AUGGGCGACGGUGUGGAGGCGCCGGCCCCAGCACGACCUGUGCCAACCUCUGGACAAAACGGAGGCCAACCCCACCUUAUCAUAGCAUUCAGCGAUGAAACCAGCACGCCACAAAGCGACCUGAACCGCGGCCCACAGAACUCCGCGCUCAAGCGGGUUCAAACCAACGCGAACAUUCUUCGGACGAUUGACAAACGCGCACAAGUGAUCAUCCGCUUCGAGAAUGUAUGCGCUUGGGUCCCGACUCUGGUCCUUCCUGGAGGUCAGGGGAGGCGGCCGUUCUUCAGCUCUUGCGUAGGCAAGCGCAAUGCGGACGAUGAGGUUAAGCCCCAGGCCGCCAAGGAGCGCCAAAUCCUUUUCAACAUUUCCGGCGAAGUCAACCCGGGAGAGGUAGGCAAAGAAACGUUGCUUUGGAGCUGUCAGGUCCCCGCCCACCUUCCCUCAGAUAAAAUUACGCGCGAAUAG
This is a messenger RNA of Volvox carteri f. nagariensis, 465 nucleotides long. RefSeq lists its product as uncharacterized. The coding region runs from base 1 to 465 and encodes 154 amino acids. Lineage: Eukaryota; Viridiplantae; Chlorophyta; Chlorophyceae; Chlamydomonadales; Volvocaceae. The record is from RefSeq and is a predicted model, not a curated record. The transcript has a single exon.